Molecule: messenger RNA, 906 nt
Organism: Naegleria fowleri
Lineage: Eukaryota; Heterolobosea; Eutetramitea; Acrasida; Naegleriidae
Exons: 3
Coding region: 1-906 (301 amino acids)
Source: RefSeq, a predicted model, not a curated record
AUGGGUUCUUCUGCCUCGAAGCGUCAAAAACAAGAGCCUCACUAUGUGGGUUAUUCGAGUUUGGAGUUGUAUUCCAAGUCCAUGCAUGCCUCUUCAAAGAAAUUUAUGAUUUCAUCUAUGGCACCGCCAUCUUUAGAAACGAGCUCUUUGCUCGGGAAUCAUCAGAAUUAUCAUCAUCAUGGAUCGGGUUUUAAUAUUGAAAGAAUAUGCGUGACUGGACUGAUCGGAAGUGGAAAAACUUUCCUAAUCAACAAAAUCAUGGAAUAUCUCACCAUGCCUAAUUUUUCUGAUGUCAAACAACACUUACAACAAGAAAAGAAAAAGUUGGAAUUUAUUGAAAUUGAUAAAGAUAUUAUUCGAAAAACAAGAUCCAUUGGUGGCGCUCAAAUUAAGGGUUUAGUUUAUGUAAUUCACAGAAAAGAAUACUUGACAUUGCAUCAUAGUUUGAAUGAGCUACUUCAAGUCGUUCAACAUAAUGCCUCUCUCCAUUCAAUUCCUAUCGUUGUUGUCGGGUUGCAUAUUCUUGGUGUUGCUCCUUUACUUGCGGACAAUUACAAAAGCAAGACCAUCAUGGAGGAAGAUUUUGAUGCUGCCACUCAACACUUAUUCUCGUUGUUACAACAAUUUUUUAAUAAUCGAUGUUGUUAUUUGGAUUUUAUUGUAUCGGAUGAGGCAGACAAUGACAAGCAAAUGAUAGCGAGCAAUAUUGAAUACAUUUUAUUGAGCUUGACAAGUUUUUUACCUCACUCGUCGAACAAUACAAUUAGCAACGAAGAGGUAUUGCCAAAAAAGUAUGAAGAUUUUAAGCAGCAACCACAUGAUGGAGAUUUUCAGAAUUAUGUACAGAGUCAAAAAUCCACCACUCCAAAUACAAUUCCAGCAAGUCCUUCGCAUAUAUUUGUUUAA